GACGGGGAUUGACCAAAAACAUGGUGCGAAAAGUAACGGAAAAUGGUGACAGUCGCGGGUCUCAUGGGCAGGCCUACAAGGACAAGAGCAAACCCGCGGAUAUUCGCAGUAGCAACAUCAACGCUGCCAAAGUUGUUAGCGAUGCGAUUCGCACAAGUCUUGGACCUAGAGGAAUGGACAAGAUGAUUCAAGCUGGUAAUGGAGAAGUUACUAUCACAAAUGAUGGUGCCACUAUCCUGAAAGAGAUGAAUGUGAUCCAUCCUGCUGCAAAAAUGCUCGUCGAGUUAUCAAAAGCUCAGGAUAUAGAGGCUGGCGAUGGUACCACAAGUGUCGUCGUGAUAGGUGGAUCACUGUUAGAAGCAGCGGAACGUUUGUUGCAAAAAGGCAUUCAUCCUACUUCGAUCAGUGAUGCUUUUCAGAAAGCUGCAUCUAAAGCAGUAUCAAUUCUGACACAAAUGUCCAUACCUGUUGACCUAGCAGAUAAAGAAUCCCUUGUAAAGGUUGCAGCAACAUCUCUUAAUUCCAAGGUUGUGCAUCAACAAUCUAGUCUUCUUGCACCACUAGCAGUGGAUGCUGUAUUAAAGGUCACUGAAGAAGGAAAGGAAGUGUCAGUCGAUUUACAUGAUAUUAAAGUGAUAAAGAAGUUAGGAGGAACUGUUGAAGAUACUGAAUUAGUAGAUGGGUUAAUAUUUACCCAGAAAUCUUGCAAUGUUAAUGGCCCAAAACGUAUUGAGAAAGCUAAAAUUGGAUUAAUUCAAUUUUGCAUUUCUCCACCGAAAACCGAUAUGGAUCAUAACGUUAUUGUAUCAGAUUACGCAGCGAUGGAUCGUGUUUUAAAGGAAGAACGUGCCUACAUAUUGAAUAUUGUAAAACAGAUCAAGAAAACUGGUUGCAACGUACUUCUCGUACAAAAAUCAGUCUUGCGUGACGCUGUUAGCGACCUAGCCAUACAUUUCUUGGAUAAAAUUAAGGUCAUGGUAAUAAAGGAUGUAGAACGCGAAGAUGUUCCUUUUGUGUGUAAAACACUGGGUUGCAGGCCAAUUGCGUCGCUGGAUCAUUUUGUGCCUGAAAAUCUUGUUAAUGCAGAGCUCUGCGAAGAAGUUCAAACUGGAAAUUCAAAAUUUGUUAAGAUUACAGGAAUUCAAAAUCAUGGAAAAACAGUUACAGUCCUUGUACGCGGUAGCAACAAAUUAGUAUUAGAGGAAGCUGAGAGAUCACUACAUGAUGCCUUGUGCGUUAUUCGAUGUUUAGUGAAGCAACGAGCGCUAAUUGCUGGCGGUGGAGCACCAGAAAUUGAAUUAGCAUUAAAAUUGGGAGAAUAUGGAGUGACCUUAGGCGGCAUUAAUGCAUAUUGUAUUAAGGCUUUUGCAAAUGCGCUUGAGGUAAUUCCAUCGACGUUAGCUGAAAAUGCGGGUUUAAAUCCGAUAGCUACAGUAACGGAACUUCGCAAUCGACACGCGACGGGCGAGAUAACUGCAGGGAUUAAUGUUCGGAAAGGCGCCAUCACUAAUAUAUUGGAGGAAAACGUGAUUCAACCAUUGCUAGUUUCUACUAGUUCCAUAACUCUUGCUUCUGAAACUGUACGCAGUAUACUGAAGAUUGAUGAUAUUGUCAAUACAACUCAAUAAAUCAUGAGACGUAAUUUAAAAUUGUUUUCGUGCUUGUAAUUUAUGCACACCAUCACGUUUGUUUCAUUGAUUACGAAAGUCUAUACAUUAACG
Cyphomyrmex costatus is the source of this 1721-nucleotide messenger RNA. RefSeq names its product chaperonin containing TCP1 subunit 4 (gene CCT4). Gene Ontology annotation, biological process: protein folding. The record is from RefSeq and is a predicted model, not a curated record. The coding region runs from base 21 to 1628 and encodes 535 amino acids. Lineage: Eukaryota; Metazoa; Arthropoda; Insecta; Hymenoptera; Formicidae. The transcript is spliced from 10 exons. Gene Ontology annotation, molecular function: ATP binding; ATP-dependent protein folding chaperone; ATP hydrolysis activity.